Molecule: messenger RNA, 825 nt
Organism: Paramecium pentaurelia
Lineage: Eukaryota; Ciliophora; Oligohymenophorea; Peniculida; Parameciidae
Source: the annotation of a GenBank genome assembly
AUGUCAUCUACUUCUAAGUAAUUAGUGUUCCCUCCAAUCGGAAAACAAAUAGAAGAUAUGUAAGAUCAGCUGAAAGAGUCAAUUCAAUAAUAUAAAACAAAUAGAUAUAAAGAAUAUUAAGAAAUUAAGAAUAAGAGAUUGAAAGAAAUUAAUGAGCAAAAUAAAUAUAAGAUCUUAAAAAGGAAAGGUAGAAUUAUAUAAUUAAUUUAAUUAGUUUUCAAUUCUUAGAGUAAAUAAUAUGGAGGUGUAUUUGAGAGAGAAAAAGAUAUAUAUUUAUGCAAAGAACCCUUAAUAAACGAUUAUCUGAAAUAUCAUAUAAUAGAGCCAUAAAGAAAUUUAGAAAAAGGUCUAAUAGAGAGUAAAUAGAUAAGCAUUUUCAAUUAGUUAAAACUGGUACAAAAGAGUUUUUUGAUGGCAGUUGUUUUGGAGAAGUUCCAUUAUCAAAAUUAGGAGAAAAAGAAAGAAAAUUUAGAGAAUUUUGGAUAAAAGAGGGGGAAAAAUAAGCGAAAAUAAAGUUAAAGGCAUUAAUUGAUUCGCAAACAGGAGUAUAAAAAAAAAUAAAUCAAUCAAAAAGAUUAAAAGAAUUAAAGGUCUUUAUUCCAAAUAAAUUCACUCUCGAUCUAUUUGAAGAACAUCCAUCAUAAAUUUUAGCAUUAACGUAAUUGAUAGAAUAAAAGCAUUAGUCAAUUACAUUAACAUUCAAAAUCUAUGAAAUGGAAGCCAAACAGUUUUUAUGGAGAAGUAUUUGACAAUAGUUUCUGCAAAUUAUCUGAUUAAGACAAAUCUAUACUAAAAGAUAUUGAAAAACCAGAUUAGUAAGAAUGA